UUGGUAAGUACAACUUCUCCGUAAAUUUUAACUUUGAAAUUUUUCCGAACGUUUUCAACUUUGAAAAAUUUUUUUUGAACGUUUUCAACUUUGAAAAUUUUUCCGAACGUUUUCAACUUGAAAUUUUUCCGAACGUUAUCAACUUUGAAAAUUUUUCCGAACGUUUUCAACUUUGAAAUUUUUCGGAACAUUUUUCAACUUUGAAUUUUUUAUUUUAUUUUAACAUUUCGGUUUCGCGUGUGUGUAUGCCUCUGCUGCGUCCUUCACUCAGUCAGCAAGCCUAACAGCUGGCCACUGGGUGAAGGCCGCUGCUGAGCCAGCUGGUACGUGACGUGGUGAUAACACCCGAGCGAGCGCGCACGGCUGACGCGACGCCCGCCGGCUCCCCGGCCAGCCGGCCGACAGAGAGAAAGUAGAAACAAUAAUAAAAAAAGAAGCAAGGCGUACGCACGAGGAGUAGUAACCGUCUGUUUUCCAAAAAUUUUUAAGAAAUUAUUACAAUUUCCGACUCGUAAUUUUUUGAGUGUGUUUAUUCUUUAUUCACGUCCAAGAUCGGUACUGUUUAGAUGAUGUGUGCGAGUGGAACUGUUUUAGAUGUUACGUCUGCGUUAGGUUCAGUAUUAAUAUUUUACAGUCGUGAUUAUUACAAUUUUUUUUUCUAGUCGAAAUUAUUAGAGUCAUCAGUAGCAGUAUAUUACAUCUUGAAAUAAUAUGUUUUCCCCUGGCAUACAUGUUAGUUAUUAUUCAUGCAUGAACGACUUAGCUGGAAACAAGAUGGAUGCCGUGCAUACCCGUGUCCUACCGACGGGGUAGCGCGCAGAGCGUGCCCUCCCCCUUCCCUGCUUCUCCCCCCAACCCUAAGUGCACGGAGCGAUGUUUCCGUCGCGUCCUGCAGCUUACGUCUGGCUAGUUACCGCGCACCGCCGCAUGGGGUGCUCAAGUCGCCCUGCCUGCCCCCCUCGCCAGGCCCAAAUAAAUAACAGGUGCAUGCGUACUUGCUGUUAAUAAUCAAAUAGAAAAAUAAAUUUGUUUCAUAAAAAAAUAGAAAAAAAUUUAAAAAAAACUAAAUACAAAAAUAUACCAAAAAAAUACGAGUAACUUACUAUUGUAGUACAUUUCGUAAAAAAUACUGUAUGUGUUGCAGGUAUUCAGUGCUUCUCCUUGCGUCGAGCUACUCCCCAGUGUGAUCCGCUUGGAGAACGCCUGUCUGCCCUCUGGAGUCCUGCACCGUUCCUCUUCGAUUCCAAUCAGUUACAGUGUGCUGUACGACGUUCCAGCCCUCCUCGUUGUGCGUGCGUGCAGUACACACAAAGUCGUUCCUGUGUUCUUCUGACUUCAUCAUGAAGAGGACUGCGUCUGGUGUCCCCGUGGCAGCCGGCCAGCCCUCGACAUCGGGAGCCCUCCAGCCCUCGACAUCGGGAGCCGUCCAGCCCUCGACAUCGGGAGCCGUCCAGCUUGUGUCAUCUCAGGUAUGUGCACCGUCAUCAGGGAAUGGGUGUGCCUACUGUGGCAAAGGGUUUACCAAUACCCAAAAUGCCAGACGGCAUGAGCGCAUCUGCGCAGCUAAUCCUGGCCGCACUGUUAACAACCAGUGCCAUACUUGCGGCAUGACAAUAAGCCGCAAGGACAGUUUGGCCCGCCAUAUGAGAACGUGUGAGGGCACCAUCGAGCACAGCUCAGGCUCGAGGUGCAUUCACUGCGGGCAACAAUUUGAACAUAGUCGCCAUGCCAGACGACAUGAAAAGAGCCAGUGCCUGUUCAAUCCCGAGCGCAUAAAAUUUACAUGUACGAAAUGCCAGGGCGAGUUUACUCGAAAAGACAAUUUAUUGACGCACAUCAAGACGUGCAAUGGCCUGGCCGCUAAGAGACGGUGCGUAGUCGUGACCUCCGGCCUGCAACAGCCCGGCCCCAGCACUCGUCUGCAAUACGUGGCGAGUGUGCCCGACCAGGCACAGCGAGACUUGGAGGCGCAAGCACCUGACCAGGCUCAGGUUGACUUGGAGGCAGGUGGUUCCGGGUUCGUUGAGGCGGAGACUGCGUUCCGUCGCAACCUAAAGACCUUAGUGGCAGUCAACAAUGGUGCGACAAAAGAUAUUUGCACGUACCUGGGCGAAAUGAAAUAUAACCUAAUAAAUCGCAUUUUCCAGGAAGUAUGUGAAAAUGGCCCAGUGAAGUUCAAUGUAUGGCUUGAAUGCGAUUAUGCCAAGCCCGCUCCUUUCGAUGAAGGUGUAGACAAGAGGGCAUUCAAGACGAAGAAUGUACCCAUCUACGAAGAGAUCGACAUUGAAGAGGCAGUAACAGAAUGUAUUGAGAAAAUAUGUAGGGAUGAGGACGAAUAUGUCAGUAAAGGCUCGGGGUGGACUCUGUCUGCAGUAAAGAAAAUUCAGUUCCGUUUCAACAAGUUAGUACCUCUUCGAGUCGUCUCCUACAUUGAUCUGCCUGCCGUCAUCAAGAACCGUGAAGCAUGUAUAAAUCCCAUGAACCUGGAACACAACGAGUGCUUCAAGUGGGCCAUACUGGCGCGAUACGUGGAGGGGGUGAGUCCUCAACGUGUGGACAAGUGCUACCACGACCUGGAGGGAAAAUUUGAUUUUUCAGGAUUGGAGUUCCCUACCCCCCUCCACCAAAUCAAAGUGUUUGAGCGAAACAACAAAGAAGUGUCUGUCAACGUCUACAACAUUGACGAGAACGACAAGAUCGCGCCAGUGCGUGUGGGGAAGGAAGAAAAACGACAUCAUUUCGACCUCCUGCUUCUGUCGAACGAAGAUAGUAACUCUCAUUUCUGCUAUAUUAAGAACUUCUCAAGACUCGUCAGGCCUCAGAUCACUGCCCACACAGAAAAAAUCCAUGUCUGCAAGAGAUGCUUCACGUACUAUCACGAUUUGACACGAGAUUCAGGGCUGACAGGGCAGCAGUGUCUCGUUGCGCACAAGAAAUUCUGCAACACCCAUGCUCCCGUGCGCGUCGAGAUGCCUAAAGCUGACAAGAACGGCCAGCCCCCUGUCAUGGAAUUCAAAAAUUACCACCACAUUUCAAAGAUGCCCAUCGUCGUUUACGCAGACUUUGAGGCCAUGCUCGUGCCCAUCUCAUCAUGCCAGCCGGACCCCCAGCAAUCGAGCACACAGGCCUACCAGAAGCACGAAGCCUUUAGUUAUUGCAUAUAUGUAAAGGUAGAUACUGAUGUGAUCCCAGCCACGCUCACCGCCUCGCUGCCACAAGAGCCGAUGCUAUACAGGGGGCCCGAUGCUGAAGCAAAAUUCGUGGAGGACAUAGUCAAUAUUGGGAAUCAGGUGAAGGAAAUAUACGAGACCAGCCUGCCCAUGACGCCGCUGACGGCUCAAGAGUAUGCCAGAUUCGCCGCAGCCCAACAGCGCUGCUACUGUAAUGCGGUAUUUACCAUGGAAAAUUAUAAAGUCAAGGACCACGACCACUUCAGUGGAAAGUACCUUGGUGCCGCCUGCAACAGCUGCAACCUUCUGCGCAGGCGACCCAAGAAGCUUGUUGUGUACUUCCACAACCUGGGUUAUGAUGAAAAGUUUAUCAAGAAACUGGGCUACGACAACAAGGAAAUAUUUAUUAUUCCCCACACGCAGGAAAAAAUGAUAACAUUUUCGAAAAGUCUGGGCAACAAAUUCUCAGUACAGUUUAUUGACACAUUCAGGUUCAUGGCACGAAGUUUGGCGUCCCUCGCGUCGUACCUGCCAGCCGACAAAUUCAAAGAGACUUCAAAAAAUUUCACAACAGAAGAAAUGUCCCUCGUCACGAGAAAGGGUAUAUUCCCCUAUGAUUAUGUUUCCAGCUGGGAGAAACUGGACGAGCCACAACUGCCUGCAAAGGAAGAUUUUUACAAUAUAUUAAAUUAUAGUAACGUUAGUGAUGCAGAUUAUGAACAUGCGCAGGCGGUGUGGAACAAGUUCGGCUGUGUGACCCUGGGUGACUACAGCGACAGAUAUUUAAAGACGGACGUGCUGCUUCUUGCAGACGUUUUCGAGAACUUUCGUCAGCUCUGUCUCGACACGUACGGGCUUGACUGCAGUCACUACGUCAGUUCCCCAGGGUUCACAUUCGACGCCAUGUUGAAACAGACGCAAGUACAGCUGGAGUUGAUGAUCGACUACGACAUGUACAUGUUCGUCGAAGCUGGGAUCAGGGGUGGGGUGGCACAAGUGGUCAAGCGCCACUGCAAGGCCAACAACGUCUGCCUUCCCCGCACCUACGAUCCCAGCCAGUCGUCGAAGCACAUACUCUAUCUGGACGCCAACAACCUCUACGGAUGGGCCAUGUCGCUGCCGCUGCCAGUCAGAAGCUUCAGGUGGGUGGGCACGGACAUUGACGUGAUGUCGAUACCUGACGAGGGGCAGACGGGCUACAUCCUAGAAGUUGAUGUGGAGUAUCCGUCUGCCCUCCACGAGGAACAUAAGGACCUACCGUUCCUGCCUGUCAGCCAGUGCCCACCCGGCUCGAGUCAAACUAAAUUAAUGACAACUCUCGAGCAUAAGGAAAAUUAUAUAAUUCAUUAUACAAACCUAAAGCAAGCUCUCCAGCACGGACUGCGAAUUAAGAAGGUGCACAGAGUCCUGGAAUUCAAGCAGCGUGCCUGGAUGAAGUCCUAUAUUGAAAAAAAUACAUUAAAGAGACAACAUGCUACUAAUGAUUUCGAGAAGGAGUUUUUCAAGCUGGCAAAUAAAUCCUGUUUUGGCAAGCUUAAAGAGAAUAAAUUCAAGCGGCAGCGUAUGGAGCUCGUAUGCAGCGAGGCAAGGCUCCGAAAAGUGAUUGCCAAUCCAGCGUUCCAGGACCGAACCAUUUUGGACGAAGACUUGUCGCUAAUAAAACACCAACAUGAGAAAAUAUAUCUUGACCGCCCUAUAUAUGCGGGGUUCUCGGUCCUGGACUUGUCCAAAACGCUCAUGUACAAUUUCCACUAUGAUGUGAUGAAACAGAAAUAUAAGGACAACAUUUCGCUGGCGUACAAGGAUACGGACAGUUUCAUCUACGAAAUCAAAACGCGCAAUUUCUACCAGGACCUGGCCGACGACUCUGCGCUCAUGAGUGUAUUUGAUACGAGCGCGUAUCCCAUUGACCACCCCUGCUACUCACCCACCAAUAAAAAAGUGGUGGGUAAGUUCAAGGAUGAGUGCAAUGGGGUGGUGAUGGAGGAGUUUGUCGGCCUCAGAGCUAAAUAAUAUAUGUACAGAUAUGGGGAAAUGAUUACAAAGAGAGCAAAAGGAAUUCAGAAAUGUGUAGUGAAAAAUAAAAUAUUAUUUGAAUAUUUCCUCGAGGUCCUGGAAGAACACACAACAAAGCGCGUAAACGUCCGGUCCAUAAGGUCGCACCAAAUGGUAUUGUACACAGAAUGUACGAAUAAAUUGGCACUCUCAUAGCACGAUGAUAAGCGACGAAUAUGUGAUGAUGGUAUACACACAUUACCAUAUGGGUACAAUGGUUAAUGUUAUUUUAACAAUACCGCAGUAUUUAUGUAAAAAUGAAUUUGAUUGCAAAAAGGUUUUUUUUCCCCUUCCACAAAAAAAAAAGCAACUGAACAAAUAACAUGAAAUGUUGAAACUGGUGUCUGUGCUCGUACGUUUCGCGCAGUGUUCUCGGACGGUGUCCCAGGCUGUUGUGGUAGCCGAGAAGAAGACCCUGACGGGAAUCUGUACCGUGAUGUACGAGUAUGGGACUAGUGUUUGCCACUUGGUAGCCACCCAUGUCUCUGUUGAUUUGGUGUACAUAGCCUUCGUCGAUGGAUUUUUCAUCGUUGGUUUCCUGAGUCCGCUCGUUGUAUUUAUGUUGCACCUACACUGUUUCGUGGUGCUCUUUUUUUUUGUUUUCUUUGCACCUAGAGUUUUGGUUUUCUGGUGCUAUUUUUCCUUGAUUUUUUGCACUCCACGCUGUUUCGUGGUGCGAUUCGGUUUUUUUCAUGCACCUACACACUGUUUCGUGGUGCGAUUCGUUUUGUUCAUGCACCUACACACUGUUUCGUGGUGCUUAUUUGGUUGGUUGGUUGGGUUGGAAGUGGCGGUGUUUUGCAUCCUCGUUGUUUGCGAUGCUGCGCUCUCUUGGUUGGUUGGUUGGGUUGGAAGUGGUGGUUUUACUCACCCUCGUUGUUUGUGGUGCUGUGCUCUCUUGGUUGGUUGGUUAAGAUGGAAGCGGUGGUUUUAUGCACCUACGAUGUUUGUGGUGUUAUGUUUUUUGGUUGGUUGGUUGAGUUGGAAGUGGUGGUUUUAUGCACCUGCGUUGUUUUUGUGGUGCUGCGCUUUUGGUUGGUUGGUUGGGAUGGAGGUGGUGGUUUUAUGCACCUACGAUGUUUGUGGUGCUGCGCUCUCUUGGUUGGUUGGUUGGGAUGACAGUGGUGGUUUUAUGCACCUACGAUGUUUGUGGUGCUGCGCUCUCUUGGUUGGUUGGUUGGGAUGGCAGUGGUGGUUGGUUGGUUGGUUUUUAUGCACCUCCGAUGUUUUUGUGGUGUUGCGCUCUCUUGGUUGGUUAAUUGGGAUGGCAGUGGUGGUUUUAUGCACCUAUGAUGUUUGUGGUGCUGCGCUCUCUUGGUUGGUUGGUUGGGUUGAAGGUGGUGGUGUUUUGCAUCCUCGUUGUUUGUGAUGCUGCGCUCUCUUGGUUGGUUGGUUGGGAUGACAGUGGUGGUUUUAUGCACCUACGAUGUUUGUGGUGCUGCGCUCUCUUGGUUGGUUGGUUGGGAUGGCAGUGGUGGUUGGUUGGUUGGUUUUUAUGCACCUCCGAUGUUUUUGUGGUGUUGCGCUCUCUUGGUUGGUUAAUUGGGAUGGCAGUGGUGGUUUUAUGCACCUACGAUGUUUGUGGUGCUGCGCUCUCUUGGUUGGUUGGUUGGGUUGAAGGUGGUGGUGUUUUGCAUCCUCGUUGUUUGUGACGCUGCGCUCUCUUGGUUGGUUGGUUGGGUUGGAAGUGGUGUUGUUUUGCAUCCUCGUUGUUUGCGAUGCUACGUUUUUUGGUUGGUUGGUUGGGUUGGAAGCGGUGGUUUUAUGCACCUACGAUGUUUGUGGUGUUAUGUUUUUUGGUUGGUUGGUUGGGUUGGAAGUGGUGGUUUUAUGCACCUACGAUGUUUGUGGUGCUGCGCUCUCUUGGUUGGUUGGUUGGGUUGGAAGUGGUGGUGUUUUGCAUCCUCGUUGUUUGCGAUGCUGCGCUCUCUUGGUUGGUUGGUUGGGAUGGCAGUGGUGGUUGGUUGGUUGGUUUUUAUGCACCUCCGAUGUUUUUGUGGUGUUGCGCUCUCUUGGUUGGUUAAUUGGGAUGGCAGUGGUGGUUUUAUGCACCUACGAUGUUUGUGGUGCUGCGCUCUCUUGGUUGGUUGGUUGGGUUGAAGGUGGUGGUGUUUUGCAUCCUCGUUGUUUGUGAUGCUGCGCUCUCUUGGUUGGUUGGUUGGGAUGGAAGUGGUGGUUUAUUGCAUCCUCGUUGUUUGCGAUGCUGUGUUUUUUUGGUUGGUUGUAUGGGAUGGACGUGGUGGUGUUUUGCACCUACGUUGAUUUGUGGUGCUGCGCUCUCUUCGUUGGUUGGUUGGGAUGGAAGUGGUGGUGUUUUGCAUCCUCGUUGUUUGCGAUGCUGCGUUUUUUUGGUUGGUUUGAUGGGAUGGACGUGGUGGUUUUAUGCACCUACAUAGUUUAUGGUGCAAUACAUAUUUUUUUUUACACUCAUGCAUUUUACACUAAUCUGUUUAUUUACACUGAUGGGUUUUUUUACACUGAUGCGUUUUUUUACACCAAUGCGUUUUUUUACACCGAUGUAUUUUUUUAUGCAUCGAUGGGCUCCUUACGCCGAUGGUGUCAAGACGAUGGGCUCCUAACAUCGAUGGUGUCCUACUGAUGGGGUCAUGACGUUGGGCUCCUUACAUCGAUGGUGUCAUGUCGAAAGUGUGAACGCUGGACUGUUACGCCGCUGGGUUCCGCAGUCGUUGGCAUGCAAGAUUUCGGCGUUGUGUGUCAACGCUGGACUGUUACGCCGCUGGGUUCUACAAUCGUUGGCAUGCAAGAUUUCGGCGUUGAUACAUCGUUGUUACUGGUCAAUUUCGACGUUUGUAUGUGACAUAUGAUAGUUUAAGCACGUGCUUUGUGUCAAUGUAUCAUAUGCUAGUUCUUUCUGGUAGGCUUGCAUCGUUGUAAUGGGCCACGGCUAAAUAGAGACGUUGUUCAUAAGUACUUGACUACAUAUGUGACGUAUAUUGCAUAUGGAGGCAAGGGGCUUGUGCGUGUCCAGCCUGUUUAGCGGUGUCGGUCUCCAGCCUGUUCCAAACACAGAGAGCUGCGAUGCAAGCUUUUUGUUUGAGUGACUAAUAUUCUAUUUAAGUAUUUUAGCAGGUGAGCAGUUGCUGAGAUGGAGAGAGUUCGACGUGAGCAGGAGGAGAGAGCUGGUGAGAUGGAGAGAUGGCGGGACGAGCAUGGGGCUGCUGGGAGAGAGAGAGGAGGAGACCUGCGCAUCUACACUCUCACACAUGUCAAAUAAAAUAUGGAUAUAUUCAAUUGUAUAUGUUAACGAAAAUAUAUCUGUAAAAUAUUUUGAA
This is a messenger RNA of Bacillus rossius redtenbacheri, 8518 nucleotides long. RefSeq lists its product as uncharacterized. Lineage: Eukaryota; Metazoa; Arthropoda; Insecta; Phasmatodea; Bacillidae. The coding region runs from base 1341 to 5183 and encodes 1280 amino acids. The transcript has 3 exons. Gene Ontology annotation, molecular function: DNA binding; DNA-directed DNA polymerase activity; nucleotide binding. The record is from RefSeq and is a predicted model, not a curated record. Gene Ontology annotation, biological process: DNA replication.